This is a messenger RNA of Papilio xuthus (Asian swallowtail), 1793 nucleotides long. RefSeq names its product tRNA methyltransferase 1 (gene Trm1). The record is from RefSeq and is a predicted model, not a curated record. Gene Ontology annotation, biological process: tRNA N2-guanine methylation. The coding region runs from base 86 to 1786 and encodes 566 amino acids. Lineage: Eukaryota; Metazoa; Arthropoda; Insecta; Lepidoptera; Papilionidae. Gene Ontology annotation, cellular component: nucleus. Gene Ontology annotation, molecular function: RNA binding; tRNA (guanine) methyltransferase activity. The transcript has 10 exons.
CUUUAACAAGUCAAUCAAUGACGUUUGAAAAGACAUGUGGAAGAUCGUGGUGGAAAUGUCAUAACAAACAACUUUUAAUGAACUCAUGAAGUUAUUGAGAAUUUUGAAAAGAAUGUCUGAGACCAUCAUGAAGAUGGAAGAGUCAACAUUGGAAAAAAAAUCAUUAAAAUCUAUAAAAGAAGGGCAAGCCGAAAUUUGUCUAAAGACAGAUAAAGUAUUUUAUAAUCCAGUACAAGAGUUUAAUAGAGACCUUAGUAUUGCUGUGUUGAGUGUGUUUACUGAGGAAUUUAUUGCUGAAAAACUUGCUCUGAAAAAAAAGAAAAUACAGGAUGUGAACACUGAUAUCAGUAAUGAUAACAAUCAGAUACCAGUGACAAUCCUAGAAGCCCUAUCCGCAACAGGCUUACGGAGCAUCCGUUAUGCAAAAGAAGUGCCAAAUGUUAGUAAAAUAAUAGCCAACGACUUAUCACAAGAAGCUGUUAAUACAAUAAAAGAGAACAUAAUCCAUAAUAAUGUUCAAAACAUUAUUGAAACCAGUCAUGAUGAUGCAUGUAUGCUUAUGUAUAAACAUAAACAUCCAAUUGAACGCUUCACAGUCAUAGACCUAGAUCCAUAUGGAUGUCCAUCAAUCUUCUUAGACAGUGCAGUUCAGAGUGUACAAGAUGGCGGCUUGUUGCUUGUCACCGCGACUGACAUGGCAGUUUUGGCGGGAAACUCACCCGAAACUUGCUACAGUAAAUAUGGUGCUAUUAGUUUGAAGACAAAAUGUUGCCAUGAAAUGGCUUUAAGGAUAUUAUUGCAAUGCAUAGAAUCCCACGCAAACCGCUACGGUCGCUACACAGUCCCUAUGCUUAGUAUAUCUGCCGACUUUUACAUACGAGUGUUUGUUAAAGUAUAUUCCGGAGCAAUUCAUUGCAAGAAAACUACCAGCAAGUUAUCAAUGGUCCACCAGUGUGUGGGAUGUGACAAUAUAACCCUGCAACCGCUGGGUGGGUUCAAAGAUAAUCCUACGGAACGGAAUCCUGAACAGAUGAAGGCAUAUUUACCCACCGGGCCAGCUGUGGGUGAGCGAUGCACUAAUUGUAAUCAGAAACAUCAUCUAGGCGGUCCAAUCUGGUCAGCACCUAUCCAUAAUGAGGUCUUCGUAUCCAAGGUCCUGACACACGUGCAGGAGCACCCGGAUCUCUUCGGCACUGCCAAGCGACUGGAUGGAGUAUUGUCUAUGGUCAGGGAAGAACUUAUGGAUGCACCACUCUAUUAUAUCUUGGAUAAAAUGUUUGGAAGAGUGCACUGUGAGACAAUGCCCAUGCUGGUUAUGAGGUCAGCAAUUUUGAAUGCCGGGUACAAAGUGUCAUAUUCCCAUGCGGCCAAAUUGUCCGUGAAGACCGCUGCGCCUGCGCAUGUCAUUUGGGACAUUGUACGCACCUGGGAGAAAACUCAUCCUGUCAAACCGGCUAAAUUAGAAGCAGAUCCGGUAGCAAGAUCUAUAUUAAGCAGGGAAACAGAGACAGCAAUAGACCUGAGCGAGAGGGCAGAUGCAAAUCCCAUCAGUCGACGUGACGGACGUUUAAGGUUUCAGUUCAAUCCCACUCCGUAUUGGGGACCUGGCUCCCGAGCUGCUAUCAAUGUCGGUGACGAAAAAAUGUCCAAAGCGAUAAGAAAUCAGAACAAACAUAAAAACAAAGAGAGGCGGCAAGGAAAGCGAGAGCACUCGCCGAGGAGUGACGAAGAAGCCCGCAAGAUACACGCCAAGACAGAUGAUGAAAAUUUGGAAAUAAAAAAUUAAAACCCGA